Molecule: messenger RNA, 4677 nt
Organism: Nerophis lumbriciformis (worm pipefish)
Lineage: Eukaryota; Metazoa; Chordata; Actinopteri; Syngnathiformes; Syngnathidae
Source: RefSeq, a predicted model, not a curated record
AUGAUGAUGGCCAAAAAGCAAGAUGUGCGGGCUCCCACCUACAACCUGGUCGUAGUUGGGCUGUCUGGUACAGAGAAAGAUAAGGGCCAAUGUGGAGUGGGAAAGUCCUGCCUGUGCAACCGCUUCGUCCGGCCAAGUGCUGAUGACUUCUACCUGGACCACACCUCAGUUCUCAGCACCAGUGACUUUGGAGGUCGCGUAGUGAACAAUGACCACUUCCUUUUCUGGGGAGAGGCUGGUAGGACUGUGGAGGAGGGGCCGGAGUGCCGUAUGAAUGUGGUGGAGCAGACAGAAUUCAUUGAUGACCAGACAUUCCAGCCACAUCGAAGCACAGCACUGCAGCCAUACAUAAAGAGAGCUGCCUCCACCAAGUUGGCUUCAGCUGAGAAGCUGAUGUACUUUUGCACAGACCAGUUGGGGCUAGAGCAGGACUUUGAACAGAAACAGAUGCCUGAAGGCAAGCUCAUGGUAGAUGGAUUCUUACUCUGUGUGGAUGUUAGCAGGGGCAUGAACCGCAGCUUUGAGGAUCAGAUGAAGUUUGUUACAAAUCUGUACAACCAACUUGCCAAAACUAAGAAACCUGUGGUACUGGUUCUCACCAAAUGCGAUGAAGGAGUUGAACGCUACAUUAAAGACUCGCACACCUUUGCACUAGCAAAGAAAAACCUCCAGGUGGUCGAAACAUCAGCACGCUCCAAUGUUAAUGUUGACUUAGCCUUUUUGACACUUGUUCAACUAAUUGACAAAAGUAGAGGAAAGCCUAAAAUAAUCCCUUACUUUGAGGCACUGAAACAGCAGAGUCAACAAAUUGCUUCAGCCAAGGACCGCUAUGAGUGGCUUGUCAAUCGAAUUGUGAAGAACCACAAUGAGUUGUGGCCAAGUGUCAGUCGCCGGAUGCAGACGGCUCCAGAAUACAAGGAAUAUGUCUUCCUUGAGGGCACAGCUAAAGCAAAGAAACUAUUCCAACAACACGUUCAUAGACUAAAGCAAGACCAUAUCGAGAAACGCAGGAAAGCAUAUCUAAGUACUCUACCACAGGCCUUGUCUAUACUACUACCACAGUUGGAUGAGAUUGACCACUUGAGCUGGUCUGGAGUUCAGAAAGUGUUGGAGACCAAGAGAGAUUUUUCACAUUGGUUUGUUGUACUAGAUGACACACCAUGGGAGACCACACCCCACAUUGACAACAUGGAGGAUGAUCGCAUACCACAGGACCUCCUUGAAACUCGCACGGCUGAGGCUAUUUACGAGACCCACUUGGAGCAGCUAAGGAAUGACCGCAAGCGGGCUGAAAUGAGAUGGGAGUUUAAGGAGAAGCUGAGUGUCUCUCCAUUCAUUUCUCCAGGUAAACCGUGGGAAGAAGCACGUAGCUUCAUCAUGAAUGAAGACUUUUACCAGUGGCUUGAUGAAGCAGAAUAUUUGGAUAUCUACAAUAAACACCAGAAGGAGAUUAUUGACAGAGCCAAAGAGGACUUCCAAGAAUUGCUUCUUGAAUACUCUGAGCUUUUUUAUGAACUGGAGGUGGAUGCAAAGCCAAGUAAAGAAAAAAUGGGAGCAAUACAGGAACUGCUGGGUGAGGAACAAAGGUUUAAAGCCUUACAAAAACUGCAGGCAGAGAGAGACGCGUUGGUAUUAAAACAUAUCCACUUUGUCUACCACCCCACAAAGGACACCUGCCCCAACAGCCCCCACUGUGUGGACUCUAAACUUGAGCAGAUACUUGCCUCUAGAUUCCCCACUCGCUAUGCGUCACCAGAUAGUUCAAGAGUAGACGGAGGCAGAGCGGAAAGGAUAAAUCUGGUCAUCCUUGGCAAAGAUGGGCUUGCCAGAGAGAUGGCCAAUGAAAUAAGGGCAUUGUGUACCAGUGACGAUCGGUACGUGCUAGAUGGAAAGAUAUAUGAAUUAGCCCUUCGACCCAUAGAAGGCAAUGUACGUCUGCCAGUUAAUUCCUUCCACACACCAACCUUUGCACCCCAUGGUUGCCUGUGUUUGUACAACUCAAAAGAAUCACUAUCAUAUGUUGUUGAGAGUUUAGAAAAGCUUCGAGAGUCAACCAUAAGUAGAAGGGACAGAGAAAACCUUUUAGCCCAACUUCCACUUUUCCUCCUGCUCGUGACUAAGCGUGGGGUUGGUUCAAUUGGGGAUAUUGGAGGGGAAACUGCUCACACUCUUAUCCAGCAAGGGGUGCAGGUGGCUGGAAAGCAGCAGUGCCGUUACUUAGAACCAGCCUCUCCAGGCAUGGGCUAUGGGCGCAAUUUCAAUGAAAAGCAUCUCAAUCAGAUGUUGCGAGGUCUGUUAGAGUCCCGGAGAAGUCUGCGUAGCAGCUCACCACCCAUACCUCCUUCAUUAUCAGCCUUUAGAGACUCUCAGUCCCAACCAGUUCUAGAAUCAGACCUCAAGAUUGUCAUGUGCCUCAUGUGCGGAGACACGUAUGAUCUGGAUCAGCUCCUUGCUCCUUUCUUGUUGCCCCAGCAUUGUCGCCCUACUAGCAGCCUCCAUAGUGGCACCUCUGUCCUGCUGGAUCUGAGUGUUGGUAGUCAGAGGCAGACUAUUGAGCUGUCUUUGCUGUCCUUCCACUCCUCAUUCACUCUCCGCAAGACUAAACUGGUCCAUGGCUACAUUGCAGUUUAUUCAGCUCGCCGGAAAGCGUCUUUGGAAACGUUAUGUGCUUUCCUUUGUGAAGUUCAAGACAUCAUUCCAGUCCAGUUGUUAGCAGUUGGGGAAAGCCAGAUGGAGCUUUCAGACUCCGAGUCAGCCAGGGAACAGGUCAGUCAAGGAGAGGAACUUGCUCAUGAAAUUGACGCAAGGUUUAGCACAAUAAUAUGUGGGCAUGGAGGAGUUGUAGGCGGGCUCCAUAAAAUAGAUCUUUUCCAAUCUUUUCUCAAGGAUAUAGUUGAGCAGCGCACCAUUAUCGAAGCUACACACAUGUAUGAUAAUGUGGCGGAAGCCUGCACCAAUGAGAGCACCAGCCCCCGUUGCGGCUCUCCCAGUCCAGUUAACAUUCUUAUGGACUCAGAAGAUGAUAUUGACCCUUCACCACCUUACCCAACCCUGAGAGAAGAUGGAGGCCUUGGCUCCCAUCUGGUUAGCUUUAAACUGCCUGAUAUGGAUUCAAGUGAUACAUUUUCUGUCAUUUCUGAGCUCAGUACUUUUGAGAGUAAGCUGAACAACAAGGUGCCUCCACAAGUGAAACCUAAACCUGUCCGCAAGGUCAAUCUAGGUCCUUAUAUGGACCAGCAGGUUGGCACCAACAGACGUUCCUUGCCGCAAGCUGUCACCUGGGCUCCAGGUAGUGAUGGUGGCUACGAUCCCUCGGAUUAUGCAGAGCCGAUGGACGCUGUGAGCAAACCUCGACAUGGAGAAGAGGAGAGUAUUUACUCCGUCCCUCAUGAUAGCACGCAAGGCAAGAUUAUCACUAUUCGCAACGCCAACAAAGGUCACGCCAACGGGAGUGCUGGUGGAAAUGGGUCGGACAGUGAGGCCGAUAGCAGCUCACUGGAACGUAGAAGAAAAUUGUCAGCCAUUGGCAUAAAGCCCAAGCUUUACAGAGAUAGAUCUAAACGACUUGGGAAGUUCAGCAGUUUUAGAACAAGCUUCUCAAUAGGCAGUGACGAUGAAAUGGGUGGUCCACCUAAAGCUAGCCAGGAUGACGGAGGAGGCCAAAAGGACAAUUCCAUUGAAGAGAGUGAAGAUCCGAAAAGGAGAAAUAUCCUAAAGAGCCUGCGCAGAAAUACAAAGAAACAGCGAGCCAAGCCGAGACAUUCCAUUUCAAAACCUAUUGAGAGCAACUACUUCGGAAUGCCUCUGGUUGCCGCGGUAACUCUGGAGAGGCCCAUCCCAGUGUUCAUUGAGAAGUGUAUCCGAUUUAUCGAAACCACAGGCUUGAGCACUGAGGGGAUCUACAGGGUUAGCGGGAACAAGGCGGAGAUGGAGAGCAUGCAACGUCAAUUUGACCAAGAUCACAACCUGGACCUGGUGGAAAAAGACUUCACGAUCAACACAGUAGCUGGAGCAAUGAAGGCCUAUUUCUCCGAGCUUCCCGAGCCUCUGGUGCCAUACAGCAUGCAAGGAGAACUGGUGGAGGCCUUCAAGAUCAACGAUAGGGAGCAGCGCUUCCAGACGAUGAAGGACAUUCUCCUCCGCUUUCCUCGGGAGAAUUAUGAGGUCUUCAAAUAUGUUACCAGCCACUUAAACAAGGUGAGUCAGAACAGCAAGCUGAACUUGAUGACUAGCGAGAACCUGUCCAUCUGCUUCUGGCCGACACUGAUGCGUCCCGACUUCACCACCAUGGACGCGCUGACGGCUACACGCACCUACCAGACAAUCAUCGAGAGCUUCAUCCAUCAAUGUGCGUACUUCUUCUACAAUCAACCUCUGGCCGACGGCCCUCCUGGCUCGCCCACCUCUACGCUCUCCUACGGCGGGGGCACCUCGGCGUACUCGUGCAUGGCCGCCGGUUACUCUUCCUCGCCGGCUCCGUCCCCUCCGACACCUUACGUCCUCCCCGCCACUCCUCCAGUUAUCCCUCACUACGGCCCACCCAUCCACCAUCACCACCACCACCACCACCAAUCCCCGCCCCGUUCCCCGCCACCCACCCCCCAGUUACCUCUCCCCGCCCUUCUGCCACCCUCCCUGCACCCUCACCACCCACCUACGGAACAACACACGCUGUGA